GUUCGCUCGGUUGCACGCCCUUGGCUUCCUACGAGAGGUGAUAGACGAUAAGCAGGAAUAGGCUGCUGGGAGGUCACUCUUAAUUCUAGAUUGAAGCGUGAUUUUUCUCGCCAUGAAGUUCAUUCCAGACGAGGCAAAGGGUCUCCCUCCUCCCGAAAUCGUCAACAGGAAUUCGGUGGGGCUGGGCGGAAUGGGCUGGCUCACCGCGUUAUUGCAGAACGCUUUGAAGCUGAGGCCGGCGUUGAAGUCAGGUCUCCAUCGGCAAGUCCUGUACGCGACAGUCGGUUGGCUCUUUGGCUACCAUGUAACAAAAGUUGAAAACUACACUUACGCCAAACUUGAUCGAGAUAUGAAUGAGUAUGUCAGACGUCACCCAGAUGAUUUUGUACCAAAGGAAAAGAAGACCUUUGCAGAGAUUGUCGAGCCGUUCCAUCCCGUGCGCUAAGUGUCAUUGGCUGCUCACGUGAAGGAGGGAGGAAGAGAAAACAUUUGCAGACUUGUCACUGGUCUUGUGCAGCCCUUUUUUGCGAUCUUCCUGUCGUAUAUUGUGUGAAAUAUAGCUAUGUAAAUAAAAAUGUAAAAAA
Stegastes partitus (bicolor damselfish) is the source of this 584-nucleotide messenger RNA. It is a transcript of the gene ndufc2, whose product is annotated as NADH:ubiquinone oxidoreductase subunit C2. Lineage: Eukaryota; Metazoa; Chordata; Actinopteri; Pomacentridae. The coding region runs from base 113 to 445 and encodes 110 amino acids. Gene Ontology annotation, cellular component: mitochondrial inner membrane; respiratory chain complex I. The record is from RefSeq and is a predicted model, not a curated record. Gene Ontology annotation, biological process: mitochondrial electron transport, NADH to ubiquinone. The transcript is spliced from 3 exons.